Molecule: messenger RNA, 1807 nt
Organism: Agrilus planipennis (emerald ash borer)
Lineage: Eukaryota; Metazoa; Arthropoda; Insecta; Coleoptera; Buprestidae
Product: sorbin and SH3 domain-containing protein 1-like
Molecular function (GO): protein binding
Source: RefSeq, a predicted model, not a curated record
UUUAGUGGUGGGAUGAAGUCAUGGAAAUAUUUGAUGGGUGGCUGGACCAACAUUGUUCCCUAGGGAAUCGAACUAGACGACAUUCGUCUUUCUGCCCAACUUAUUUCAGUCAUUUAGAACAACAGAAGCACAUUCCUACCAAAGGACACCUGAGCCAGGCGCUCAAAGAAACCGGCUAUGAUUCGGAUUCGACGCUGGUGUUCAGAAGAAGGGAGGACGCCGUCCACCAUUUAAGUCCGAAAGAACAAAAAGAGGCCUACAAGACAAUACAAAAGGGCGGCGAUGUACCCCUCCACGGAUUACGAAAACCGGCACCCGAAAGACCUAAGGCUCCAGAAUCGCCGAGGAAAUAUGUAGAAAACGAGGUGACCAUUCACUACAAAACGCCGGUUGUUCAGGAAAUAAAGGAUCAUCUGUCAGAAGAAGAACUGGCACGAAGACAGGCGGCCCACAUGCGACAGGUUUAUGAAGAAGAGAGACGUAAAAAAUAUCUGCAACAAUUACAAGACAUGAACAGUAGAAGACACACGGACAACUUCGUGCCGUCCCAGAAAUCUCCAAUACCUUUGAAUCGUUACGACGACUUCCCUCUAGAAGUACCGAAGAUCAGUCCGCGACCCAGGUCACCGGAACCGAGGCUCGUUGCCCGCGCCCUUUACAAUUUCGUGGGCCAAACAGCCCGCGAGUUGACCUUCAGGAAAGGCGAUCUCAUCUACAUUAAGAGGCAGAUCGACAAAAAUUGGUACGAGGGCGAACUUAACGCCAUGAUGGGACUAUUCCCAGCCAACUACGUCGAAAUAGUGCCUUACGAUGGUGUAAAAUCGACGACAAAGAAAGCUCACGAGGGACAGGCUCGGGCCAAGUACAAUUUCAUAGCGCAGACGCAUCUGGAAUUGUCGUUAGCCAAAGGGGAGCUCGUGGUCAUUACGAGAAGGGUCGAUGACAAUUGGUUUGAAGGGCGCAUAGGGGGACGGAAGGGCAUCUUCCCAGUGUCGUACGUUGAAGUGUUGGUGGAACCUGGAACCCCGGCACCUCCAGCACCUUCGAAACCCGUGGGUUCACCGGCUGCUCACACCCUCCUGUUAAAUGGUACAGCAAGCGGGAUUGAGUCGAUGGGAAGUCACAGUUACCUUCCCCCAAGUACCCAGCAGUUUACCAGCAGUUACCGUGCCAAGCCGGUUACCAUAACCAGCAAUGGUUACGCGUCCCUGCCCCGUUCGCCCAACGCCCCAACCUCGAAGAGCCCUUACAGCGAAGCCCUCCACAUUGAUACCCAAAACGAACCCCUAACGUACCGAUCGCUGUAUAAAUACCGACCUCAGAACGACGAUGAACUUGAGCUUUUAGAGGGUGAUAUUGUGUAUGUUCUUGAGAAGUGUGACGAUGGGUGGUUUGUGGGGUCGAGCCAAAGAACCGGUCAUUUUGGUACCUUUCCAGGGAAUUAUGUCGAAAGAGUCAAUUAAUAUUCAUUUGUCACCCUGUUCUGCUUUCGUUGAUUUACGAAAAUUCAAUUUCAACUUCGUGUUAUUCUUCUGUUUUUGCAUAAAUUGAAAUAAUUUUUUCUUUUUUAUUUUAUGAACGCAAAAUUCUCGGAAAUGUUUCAAACGUAACCAUUUGUAUUUUAUUAAUAACAAUAAAUUGUUAAAAGUGCCUAGUCUAGAAAGAGGGACUUGAAAACUUGUUAAGUUAACUUUCUAGCUAAUGUAUUUGGUAGGUAUUAGGUACCCUUAUUGUUCUCGUAAACCGUUGCCAAAAAGAAAAAGGAAAACAAUAGUUUAGUGACUGUAUAAUUCUAGUCAUAAGCCAA